AGAAGAAGAAGGAGAAGUGUCACGUGAUGGACCCGGAAGUUGUAGGGAUAACGGUGUUUUCUGCAGGUGUCGCUGUAACACGGAGUCGUCUCGUUUUACUCCAUUUAGAUUCCUAAAGAAAAAUACGAGCUUGUGCGGCCGCUUUUCACGCUGGAAAGAUUAUUUCAGCCCAAGUGCAAACAAAGUGUUGUUUUUAAAACGAGCUAACGUUAGCUAGCUAGCAGCGAUGGCUGCGCAGAGGAGCGCCCGGGACGCCCGUCAACAUGACUUCUGAGAGUGACGUGUUGAUGAAAGAGUACCUCAAGAUGGUGACCGACAUGAUCGUGCUGUGCGCCACGCUGGCUCUCUCCCUGUCCUUCUGGAUGAUCUCCAUCGCCAUCAGCAGCUACUACGGAACACUGCAGCCUGUGUCGCCGUGGCGAUGGUUGUUCUCCAUCUUGGUUCCCCUCAUGCUGACGGCCAGAGGGAUGAAGAGACAAAGUCUGAGCUACUCUGGAGCGCUGGGGGCUCUGCUCGUCGGCUUCGUGCUGACGAUGGCCAACUACAGCUUCUUCUCCGCCCUGCUGGCCUUCUUCAUCACCUCCACCAAGCUCACCCGCUGGGGGGGGGCGCACAAGAGGAAGCUGGACGCCGAGUACAAAGAAGGCGGCCAGAGGAACUGGAUCCAGGUGUUCUGUAACGGAGGAGUCCCCACAGAGCUCGCCCUGCUCUACAUGAUCGAGGUGGGCCCAGGUGAGAUGGCCAUCGACUUCAGCCGGCAGUACACGGCCUCCUGGAUGUGCCUCUCUCUUCUGGGCGCGCUGGCCUGCAGCUGCGGGGACACCUGGGCCUCGGAGGUGGGACCCGUCCUCAGCCAAUCACAGCCCAGACUCAUCACCACCUGGAAGGAAGUCCCGGCAGGCACAAACGGAGGCGUCACCACCGUGGGACUGGUGGCCAGUUUCCUGGGGGGGCUGGUGGUGGGCGGGGCUUACUACGCCACGCAGCUCCUGCUGGUGAACGACCUGGACCUGGUGAACCCCCAGUGGCCCAUCGUGGUGUACGGGGGCGCGGCCGGCCUGGUGGGCUCGUUGCUGGACUCCUUCCUGGGGGCUCACAUGCAGUACUCGGGCUACGACGCCAGCAUCGGGAAGGUGGUGAGCUACCAGUCGGCCACCACGCGGCGCAUCUGUGGGAAGCCCAUCCUGGACAACAACGCCGUCAACCUGUUCUCCUCCGUCCUGGUGGCGCUGGUUCUGCCCGGCCUGGCCUGGGGGAUGUGGCCCCGAUAGACCAAGACACUCCAGACUCAGCCCGUGUUUUCACUACAUGUCGGACGCUUGUGACUUGUGCCCCCCAUUUACACGUGAACUUUCAGGUAUAAUUUAAGCUUAAUACUGCCCCCCCCCCCAGCGUUUAAUAAAUAAGCUGUCUUUAUCAGUAUAUUGUUUAUUUGCUGUUUCUUUUUUGUUUUUAGAUCAUUUGAAUCACUAAUUUAUAAAAACAAACAUGAAAAAAAAGUUGCGGAAAAAACAUCUGAAUCUGUUGCGUCAAAAAAUGUUGAAAAAAAACAAUA
Messenger RNA from Pungitius pungitius (ninespine stickleback), 1555 nucleotides. It is a transcript of the gene tmem19, whose product is annotated as transmembrane protein 19. The transcript has 8 exons. The record is from RefSeq and is a predicted model, not a curated record. Gene Ontology annotation, cellular component: membrane. Lineage: Eukaryota; Metazoa; Chordata; Actinopteri; Perciformes; Gasterosteidae. Bases 264 to 1271 code for a protein of 335 amino acids.